Gavialis gangeticus (Gharial) is the source of this 7574-nucleotide messenger RNA. It is a transcript of the gene MARF1, whose product is annotated as KIAA0430 ortholog. Bases 81 to 5309 code for a protein of 1742 amino acids. Gene Ontology annotation, cellular component: peroxisome; cytoplasm. Lineage: Eukaryota; Metazoa; Chordata; Crocodylia; Gavialidae. The record is from RefSeq and is a predicted model, not a curated record. Gene Ontology annotation, molecular function: RNA nuclease activity; mRNA base-pairing post-transcriptional repressor activity; CCR4-NOT complex binding. Gene Ontology annotation, biological process: post-transcriptional gene silencing. The transcript has 27 exons.
GGCGGCGGGACCGGCCCAGGUGGGAAGAAUGAAAGAAAAGAGGGAUGAAAGAAUGUUGAACCAUUUUGUAUGGCUGUAUAAUGGAAGGAAACAGUUCGGAGAACCUCUGCAAUAGAUCUUUUGGGUGGCUUCAGCGACAAGAUAAUGAUGUUAAACCAUGGCUGUGGAAAUUCUCUAAUUGCUUUUCUGCUACUGGAAAGACUUCACCUUGCAAUACAGACACGAAAGAUUACAUGGAGAACAACAAAACUGCUGUGGAAUUGAAGGAUGCUCCAUCUCCUCACCAUGCUAGCUCUAAACUCUUUCCAGCAGUACCACUUCCUGAUGUUCAUCCUAUUCAUCAACAGCAAAUACAACUUUCACCUGCCCCCAAAGUAAGCUGUUGCACUCACGGCUCUGACUCUUCCUGCACGUCUCAGUUGCAUUUUGGUAGUGGUGGUGGUAGCUUGAUUCACCCUGGCACAAUAUUAGACUCUCAAAGCACUGGGACAAUUACUUGUCAGAUAGGGUCAGGGUUUGCUUAUCAGUCUGCAUCUUCGCUCAAGAACGCUCCAGCUAGAAGCAGUUUGACAGGCAUUACAAAUGACUUCCCUGGCAUGUGCAUAGAAAAUAAUGUAUCUUCCUGUCAACAUCUGCCUUGUUGUGGAAAACUCCAUUUUCAAUCCUGUCAUGGUAACAUGCACAAACUGCAUCAAUUUCCAGCCCUUCAGAGCUGUCCAUCUUCUGGCUAUUUUCCCUGUUCUGAAUUCACAAGUGGGGCUGCAGGGCACUUGGAGGAGCACAUUACACAAUCGGAGCUAACAUCACGUGUGUGCGCCAACUCUUUGCACCUAAAUAUGGCACCUUCGGUUUAUUUAAAGGGCUCUCACUACUGCAAUGACUGCUUAAGCAAGCCAACCAGAAAUAGUUUAAUUGAUCCUGCUAAAGUAUGGCCAAAUAUUCCUCCUCCAAGUACUAAGACUGCACCCAUCUCUAUCCCAAUAUGUAAUGGCUGCGGAACCAAAGGAACGGCAAAAGAGACGCGUUUAUUACUGGCGAGCAGCCUGGGCAAAUCUCCACAGGAAUAUGGAUCUCCAGAAGUUGCAGUAACUGGCCAGUUACUAGAAAACUUGCCCCCCAUUGGAGUCUUCUGGGAUAUUGAAAACUGCUCAGUUCCGACUGGCCGUUCAGCUAUUGCAGUUGUACAACGAAUUCGUGAGAAGUUUUUUAAAGGUCACAGGGAAGCAGAAUUCAUCUGUGUGUGUGACAUCAGUAAAGAAAAUAAAGAAGUUAUCCAAGAGCUAAACAACUGCCAGGUGACUGUUGCACAUAUCAAUGCCACAGCAAAGAAUGCUGCUGACGACAAACUGAGACAGAGUCUUAGAAGGUUUGCUGAUACUCACACUGCACCUGCCACUGUGGUUCUUGUCUCAACUGAUGUAAAUUUUGCUUUGGAACUUAGUGACUUGAGACAUCGGCAUGGUUUUCAUAUAAUUUUGGUACAUAAAAACCAAGCUUCAGAAGCACUGUUACAUCAUGCUCAUCAGCUUAUCCGUUUCGAAGAAUUUAUUUCAGACUUGCCACCAAGGUUACCAUUGAAAAUUCCUGCAUGCCAUACACUGUUAUAUGUUUACAACUUGCCAACGAACAGAGACAGCAAAAGCGUCAGCAACAGACUCAGGCGUUUGUCUGACAACUGUGGAGGGAAAGUGCUAAGCAUUUCUGGAAGCAGUGCAAUUCUUCGCUUUUUAAACCAAGAAAAUGCUGAGCGUGCUCAGAAGCGAAUGGAAAACGAAGAUGUGUUUGGCAAUAGAAUUAUUGUGUCUUUUACCCCAAAAAACAAAGAACUCAGCGAAACAACGAAAAGUUCAAACUGUGUUGGAGUGGAAAAGAUGAAGUCUCCAAAAAAAGUGAACAAGAACACAAAGCUGUGCCUCCUCAGCAAAGACUCAAGUGACCAGUCUUCUAGUGCCAAAACCACUGCAGGGAAAGGAUUGCAGAUGCAUGGCACUGCCACAAAAGCUGCAAAUGUUAAAAGUUUACAGGAGCUGUGCCACCUUGAAUCAAAAACUAUCAGUAGAAAUAUUGAAAACCAGCAAGACCAGUUAAGAGGACAAAUUCCUGCACAGAAUAACUCUAAACCUGUGUGUCCAACAACCAAAAAAGUAGGAACAGGAGAAUCUACCUGUAAAAUCAACCAGAAUAAAAAAGAGACUGUUGUUCCCAGAAGCAUUAGCAACUCUCCUGUAGAAAGAAAAGAUAAAGAUGAAACAGUAUUCCAAGUCAGUUACCCUUCUGCUUUCAGUAAGCUAACAUCAUCACGACAGCUGAGUCCUCUGUUUAUGUCCCAGAGCUGCUGGUCAUCUCGGAGUAUGUCUCCAAACCUUUCAAACAGAUCAUCCCCACUCACCUUCAAUAUUAUAAAUCAGACCAGUGGUACGGACUCUCCUGAUCCUUUUGCAAAUGGUGCAGAUAUUCAUAUCAGCAAUAUAGACUACAGGUUGUCCAGAAAAGAGUUGCAGCAAAUUUUGCAAGACAUUUUCUCUAGACAUGGCAAGGUAAAGAAUGUAGAGCUCAGUCCUCAUACAGAUUACCAACUGAAGGCUACAGUUCAAAUGGAAAAUCUGCAAGAAGCAAUUGGGGCUGUCAACAAUCUUCACAGAUAUAAAAUUGGCAGCAAAAGAAUUCAGGUCUCUCUAGCAACAGGAGCUGCUAAUAAAUCUCUGUCCCUUCUUAGUUCAGAAACAAUCUCUAUUCUUCAGGAUGCUCCUGCUUGUUGUCUGCCUAUAUUCAAGUUCACAGAAAUCUAUGAAAAGAAAUUUGGACACAAGCUAAUUAUAACAGAUCUAUAUAAAUUAACGGAUACUGUGGCAAUCCGUGACCAAGGAAAUGGACGAUUAGUAUGUCUUCUACCCAGCAGCCAAGCACGGCAAAGUCCUUUAGGAUCUUCGCAGUCUCAUGAUGGCUCAUCAGCCAACUGCAGUCCUAUAAUAUUUGAAGAGUUGGAGUAUCAUGAACCCAUUUGCAAACAACACUGCCUGGAUAAAGACUUCAGUGAACACGAGUUUGAUCCAGACUCCUACAAAAUUCCUUUUGUAAUUUUGUCUUUGAAGACAUUUGCACCACAAGUCCAUAGUCUGCUGCAGACACAUGAGGGCACUUUGCCUUUACUAAGUUUUCCUGAUUGCUAUACUUCGGAGUUCAGCGAUCUAGAAAUAGUACAGGAAGGCCAGGGAGGAGUUCCCUUGGAGCAUCUCAUCACCUGUGUUCCUGGAGUUAAUAUUGCCACUGCUCAAAACGGCAUUAAAGUUGUUAAAUGGAUACACAACAAACCACCACCCCCUACUACAGAUCCAUGGCUGCUUCGAUCUAAAAGCCCUGUAGGUAACCCACAGCUUAUUCAGUUCAGUAGAGAAGUGAUUGAUCUACUUAAAAGCCAGCCAUCCUGUAUCAUACCUGUCAGUAAAUUCAUCCCAACAUAUCACCAUCACUUUGCAAAACAGUGCCGUGUGUCUGACUAUGGGUAUUCCAAGUUAAUGGAGCUGCUGGAAGCAGUGCCUCAUGUACUGCAAAUCCUUGGCAUGGGCUCCAGACGCUUGUUGACCCUAACGCACAGGGCCCAAGUAAAACGUUUCACUCAAGAUUUAUUGAAACUUCUUAAAUCCCAGGCCAGCAAACAAGUUAUUGUGAGAGAAUUCUUACAGGCUUAUCAUUGGUGUUUCUCUAAAGAUUGGGAUGUUACUGAAUAUGGAGUAUGCGAGUUGGUGGAUAUAAUAGCAGAAAUUCCAGAUACAACCAUCUGUUUGUCUCAGCAGGACAAUGAAAUGGUAAUAUGCAUUCCCAAAAGAGAACGCACUCAAGAAGAAAUGGAAAGAACAAAACAGUUCUCCAAGGAGGUAGUUGACUUGCUGCGUCAUCAACCUCAUUUCCGAAUGCCCUUUAAUAAAUUUAUUCCUUCUUACCACCACCACUUUGGCCGUCAAUGCAAACUUGCUUAUUAUGGGUUUACUAAGCUCCUUGAACUCUUUGAAGCCAUACCAGAUGUCUUACAAGUGUUAGAAUGUGGAGAGGAAAAAAUUCUUACACUUACAGAGGUGGAACGAGUCAAAGCUCUUGCAGCCCAGUUGGUUAAACUGCUGCGGUCUCAGAAGGAUAACUGCCUUAUGAUGACUGAUUUACUUACAGAAUACAGUAAAACAUUUGGUUAUGCGUUGCGUCUUCACGACUAUGAUGUCAGCUCAGUUCCAGCUUUAAUGCAAAAACUUUGCCAUGUUGUAAAGGUUGGUGACACAGAAUCUGGCAAACAGAUUCAGCUGAUAAAUAGAAAGUCUCUUCGGACUCUGACUGCACAACUGCUGGUGUUGCUGAUGUCUUGGGAUGGCACCUCCUUUCUUUCUGUUGACCAGCUUAAAAGGCGUUAUGAAACUAUCCACAGUACUCCCCUUAAUCCAUGUGAAUAUGGAUUUAUGACUUUGACUGAACUGCUAAAGAGUCUGCCUUAUUUAGUUGAGGUUUUUACUGAUGAUGCAGAAGAAGAAUAUGUGAAACUUACUUAUCUAUAUACGUUUGCAAAGAAUGUAAGGUCCUUGCUUCAUACCUAUCAUUAUCAGCAGAUCUUCCUUCAUGAGUUUCCCACAGCCUAUAGUAAAUAUACAGGAGAAGUAUUGCAGCCUAAGGCAUAUGGCUAUAAUAGUCUAGAAGAACUCUUGGGAGCAAUUCCACAGGUGGUCUGGAUAAAAGGACAUGGUCAUAAGAGAAUUGUAGUACUAAAGAAUGACAUGAAAACUCGUUUUAGCUCACCCAGUUUUUCCCCUGCUGAUUAUGUGGACGAUCAUGGAAAUCAAUUUGCUGAUCAUAAUGAACAUAUGGAGAUUCCAGGAUCCUCUGCAUCAAUGGAACUAAAACUAGGAACACCUACCAAUGUUGCUAAUCAAACUGAGCAAGAACUUCUUUGCCUCACACAUACGUCCCCUAUUGACCUCUUGUGUGAGCCAGUUCCUUCAUGUUUACCUUCUCCACAACUGAGACCUGAUCCAGUGAUUCUUGAGUCUGCUGACCUCAUUCAGUUUGAAGAGCGUCCCCCACCUCUCUCUGAAAUUAUGAUUUUAACUGAAGAAGAAAAACAGAGGAUCAUCACCACCACAGUAGUGCAAGAAUUGCCCCACAGCUCUGUAGUACCUGCAGCCACAGAGAAUACUUCAGUGCCUCCCAGUCAGUCUUCUGAAACCCAACUAAGCAAGGAAGCAAUGGACAGCCCAGCCAAAAAACAACACAAAAAUAAAGUAAAAUUGGCAGCAAAUUUUUCACUUGCACCUGUAACCAAGCUUUAAAUUUUCCUCUAGUGUGAAAGACAAAUGCUGUUGGACUCUGCACAAAAUAAAGCUAACUGCUAGCCCUUAUGUAUUUUAAUGAGGAGGACUAGAAGAGUCACUUAGUUUGUAUUAGAUGCAUUCUGUGAAGAUUUUUGUUUCUUUUACACUGAACACAGCUGUCAGCAGGGCAGACUUUUUUAUUAUUUUGAAAAAAAUAUUUCCAGCAUUCAUUAAAUUAUUCUUAAAAUUUUACAGUUUUUUUCAUAAACUGGUGGUGUUCAGUAAAACAAAAUAGAAACUCAACUAGAAUGGAAUGGAUUUUAUUUUCUUUAAGCCUCGGUGGUGUAAUCCUACAUGUAGUAUAUUAUAUUCUAUAGGAUGUUGCUUACUGGUAUUGUUUCAGACAGUAUUAAUAAAAUGCAUGAUCCGUCUUUCAGAAGACCAUUGAACAAAUAUAACUUGCUGGACUGGAAUGAGUGAGCAGUUAUUGAUUGUACUAAGGCGGGGAAAUUUGUUAUUCGCAGCUUGGUGACUUGUAAUUGCAUUGUGAAACCUUUCACGUAAAGAUGUCUGUAGAAGGUUAUAUGGAUUUUUUGGAAGAUUUGUUUUAAAUGUUUUCAGUAACUUUCAUUCUGUUUAGGAGCUUUCUAGGAAGUUGAGGAUGUUUUAAGCUUCCCUUUUAUGUUUAAUUCUGGUUUGACAGGAAUUAGGUUAAGGAAAGAAAAGAUUGUCUUGGUGUCAUAAGUUUAAGGUAGAAUAAAGACACACUUUUAUUGUGUCUAGAAAUGAAGUUACUAGAAAGAUUCCAAUAUUUCUAAAAUAUGCAUUUAAUGCAUAAAUUAUGGAUCAUAGAGGUGAUAUAAAGUGCUUUAAGAUGGAAUAAUUGAUGCUAUUUCCACUUGCAAGGAAAGCUCUAGCUGUGGAAUUGCCAAGGUUGUUCUGCUUAACCUUGUUUUUCUAUUUUUUUAAGCAUGUUGAUAAAUGGGAAGCUUACUCUGUUGCGCCGUUUUUUAACUGUGUCUGUUUUUAUUCAAAAACUUACUCCUAGUAUUGGAAGCAUUUUGUUUUUCUCCCCUAUUUUUUUUGUGGUAUUUUGUGGGCUUUUGGAAUGUCCAGCCAUUGCAAAGGAGGUAAGCCAGUGGGAUGACCUUUUAUUUCUAGUUAGCUGAAAUGCCCAGUGAAGGGAGGCUUUAUACCCAUUUUGGGUAACCUCGGCAUUUACAAUGGAUUGUAUUUGUCAGGCAAAGAAUACAUUUGAAAGAACCCAUGUGCAAAGGUUUACCACUGGUCGAAUGGCUUCUGUUUUUGAGAUGUGUUAUUUGUAACUUGUAGAGAUGGAAAGUGGCUCCAGUUUCAUAGCCAGCAAUUGAAAAUGCCACUAAAUAAUGGCUAUAAACAGAAUUUUACAAGUCAGAUUUUGUUAAAAAUCUUUUAAAUAUAGCCACUAUUACCAAUACUAAAUGUAUAGCCAUUGUGAAUGCAGAGAAACACUUGGAAGUUUUUCUGAGCAUUUUGGCACAGUAUUUGAGUCCGUACUUAAACCUCUACAGAUGUAGUGUUAUUGAAAGCAAAAUAUAGCCUUUUUUUUAGAAUGCUUUUAAUGAUUUCAGGAAUGGAAUGUGAGAACAUCUGCUGGUACCUUGCACAGCUUUCUUAAGGUUAACUCUGAUCAUUUAGAUGUCUGUUUCAGUAGCAAGUACAAAAAAACCUGUAAAAUGUAUUUUGCAAGAUGCAAUUACAAGUCAUCCAAAGUACUAAGUGGAACCAGAUUCUUGAUGCUAUGGAGGAAAAAUUGGAGUAUGACUCUGCACUAUUUGUUUGUGAAUGUGGUGGUUAUGCCAUUUAUGGAGAUCAGCACAUUUUUUUCUGGAUUCAUGUGUAAUUCUGAUUUAAAUUGCUGUUUGAGAGUAAUAGAAUAAAACUUUUGAGAAGUUGUGUUCAUAGUCUGAGAAAAUAACCAAUUGAAUUGCAAUAUAUAUUUUUCUUAUCCAAAAGGUUAAAUGAAUGAUGUGACUUACUGAUUCAAAAGAAUUAGGACCAUGAAACUCUUUGAUUUUCAAAUUAAAUAUACAAAUUCAGAUUCCUGUCUGUUUUAAAAAGUCACUGAAGUCCUCAGUUUAUGCACUAUCUCGUAGAGGUGGGGGUGGGAGAAAAGGAGGGAAGGGAAGAAAAUUGUUUUUCUUAGCCGUCUACUUUGUUUGGACACUUUCUUUUGUGGCUCAAGUGCUGUUUUGUGUGUUGGGACCAAACAAACAGUUCUGUCAAUAAAAAUUUUCAAGCAAG